Bubalus bubalis (water buffalo) is the source of this 1344-nucleotide messenger RNA. RefSeq names its product triosephosphate isomerase 1 (gene TPI1). Lineage: Eukaryota; Metazoa; Chordata; Mammalia; Artiodactyla; Bovidae. The coding region runs from base 13 to 873 and encodes 286 amino acids. The transcript is spliced from 7 exons. The record is from RefSeq and is a predicted model, not a curated record. Gene Ontology annotation, biological process: glycerol catabolic process; glycolytic process; glyceraldehyde-3-phosphate biosynthetic process. Gene Ontology annotation, molecular function: triose-phosphate isomerase activity. Gene Ontology annotation, cellular component: cytosol.
GCCAGGCCAGCCAUGGAUGAGGACGUAGAGGGGGCGGGUUUCUGCAUCUCCGCGCUCUAUAUAAGCGGCCAGUGGAAGCGGGGGCGCGCUGCUCCUGACCUUCAGCGUGCCUGCUCCUCGGCCAUGGCGCCCUCCAGGAAGUUCUUCGUUGGGGGGAACUGGAAGAUGAACGGGAGGAAGAACAAUCUGGGGGAACUCAUCAACACUCUGAACGCGGCCAAGGUGCCGGCCGACACCGAGGUGGUUUGCGCACCCCCCACCGCCUACAUUGACUUCGCCCGGCAGAAGCUAGAUCCCAAGAUUGCCGUGGCUGCGCAGAACUGUUACAAAGUGGCCAAUGGGGCCUUUACGGGGGAGAUCAGCCCUGGCAUGAUCAAAGAUCUUGGAGCCACGUGGGUAGUCCUGGGGCACUCCGAGAGAAGGCAUGUCUUUGGGGAGUCAGAUGAGCUGAUUGGGCAGAAAGUGGCCCAUGCCCUGGCAGAGGGACUUGGAGUGAUUGCCUGCAUUGGGGAGAAGUUAGAUGAGAGGGAAGCUGGCAUCACUGAGAAGGUCGUUUUCGAGCAAACCAAGGUCAUCGCAGAUAACGUGAAGGAUUGGAGCAAGGUUGUCUUGGCCUAUGAGCCUGUGUGGGCCAUUGGUACUGGCAAGACGGCAACACCCCAACAGGCCCAGGAAGUACACGAAAAGCUCCGGGGAUGGCUUAAGUCCAACGUCUCUGAUGCAGUGGCUCAGAGCGCCCGCAUCAUUUAUGGGGGUUCUGUGACGGGGGCAACCUGCAAGGAGCUGGCAAGCCAGCCUGAUGUGGAUGGCUUCCUUGUGGGCGGUGCUUCCCUCAAGCCUGAGUUCGUUGACAUCAUCAAUGCCAAACAAUAAGCCCUGUCUAUCUCCACUACCCUUCCUGCCGAGCCAGGGACUAGGUAGCUCAGAAGGCCCAGUAACUGUACUGCCCCCUGACCUCCACACACGCUUCUCGUGGUGUCGCCUGACCCCUCUCGUGGCCGAAUCCAAAGUACCUCUUCCUUUACCGUUUACACCCUACCUUGUCAUGGUUGGGACCAGAACAAUCCCGCCUCCACUUACUGUACCCGUUGGAACUAAACCUGUCACCAAGGUGGCUGCUUCUUGGCUGAGAGGUGGGAGGGUGGUUUGCUCGUGGGUCCCCUCAGUCCCCAGUGAAGACAGGAGAGAACUGGUCCUGUCCCGUCUCCCGCCAUGAGGCCAAGGGCUGAGAGAAAGCCCUGUCCUCAGCUGAGGCCAGGGCGCUGCUCCCUCCCACGGUGCCAACGCCUGUGUGUGUUGCGUCUGCACAGUCCCGCGUGUGGGGGAAUAAACACCUGGCACUGA